AUGGAGAAAGGAGAGCUAACCGACGAGCUGCUUGAGCAUAUGCCAGAGCUUAAUGAAGCUAAAAAACUCAACGAUAAGCUGAAAUAUAGAAUGUCGAUUCUCGAAAAGAGCAUUGCUGAUCAAACCUCACAAAACAAAAAGAACGGAGUGAAAACAGUUAUUCCAUCUUCUGGACCUAAUGCAGCUCCGGUUGAGAAGAAAGGGAAGAAGGAUGGCAAAACCGGCGGCGCACUACCAAAGCAGGCUAAAAAGAUUGAUUACGUCACAGUUGAGGACUACGGUAGUAGUAUUCUUGGAAGACUUCAGUCCCUUUUCAAGAAUGCUAUUUCGGAAGCUUUCCCAGGACUCGAUGCUCCUCUUCUUUUGGCCGAAACGCCAAAUCCACAGUUCGGAGAUUAUCAGUGUACAUCAGCAAUGCCGAUUGCUGCAAAGCUCAAAAUCAACGGAAUCAACAAAAAACCAGCAGAUGUUGGUAAAGAAAUCAAUGCAAAGCUUCCAAAAAAUAUCGACUUUAUUGAAAAAAUUAUCGUCAUGCCUGCUGGAUUUAUUAACAUCUUUCUGAAAACGGACUAUAUCCGCAGCCAAGUUUCUCUGCUUGCUUCCAAAGGAAUCUCAUUACCGAAAGUAGCCAAAAAGAGGGUUCUUGUCGACUUUUCAUCUCCCAACAUCGCGAAAGAAAUGCAUGUUGGUCACUUGAGAUCUACAAUCAUCGGCGACUCAAUUUGUCGGCUAUUCGAGUCUGUUGGAUUCGAUGUUCUUCGAGUGAAUCAUAUCGGUGACUGGGGAACACAGUUCGGAAUGCUCAUCGCUCAUCUUUAUGACCGAUUUCCUGAUUUCUUAAAUAAGCUUCCACAUAUCUCGGAUCUUCAAGCUUUUUACAAAGAAUCAAAGAAACGUUUCGAUGAAGAUGAAUCGUUCAAGAAGCGCGCUUAUGAGUGUGUUGUCAAACUUCAAAGCCAUGAUGGAGACAUAGUGAAGGCAUGGAACACUAUCUGUGAUGUUUCAAAAAAGUAUAAUCAAAUCGUUUAUGAUUACUUGGACAUCAAAAUCAAGGACGUUGGAGAAUCAUUCUAUCAAGAUAAAAUGGUCGACCUUGUCAAAUGGAUGAAGCAAAAUAAACCGGACAUGCUCCGUGAAGAAGAUGGACGCCAAAUUAUGUUUCCUUCUGGCUGUGAUGUACCUUUGACUGUCGUUAAAUCGGACGGUGGAUUUACAUAUGAUACUUCCGAUUUGGCAGCUCUGAAGUACAGAAUGCUGGAGGAGAAAGUUGACUGGAACAUUUAUGUCGUGGACGCGGGACAAAGUCUUCAUUUAGAGACAGUCUAUGCUGCUGGAAGAGAUUUUGGAUGGUACGAUGAAUCUAAACAGAGAGUUGAGCAUGUUGGAUUUGGUCUUGUACUAGGAGAUGAUAAGAAGAAGUUCAAAACACGAAGUGGAGAAACAGUUCGUCUUCUAGAUUUAUUGUCGGAAGGAGUUAAAAGAGCAACGGAGAAGUUGAAAGAAAAGAAGAGAGAAGCAGUUAUGACUGAAGAGGAGCUGGCUACUGCCAGAGAUGCGGUAGCUUUUGGAUGUGUCAAAUAUGCUGAUUUGUCUCAUACUCGUACACAGGAUUAUGUGUUCUCAUUCGACCGAAUGCUCGAUGAUCGCGGUAAUACCGCUGUCUAUCUCCUGUAUGCGUAUGCUCGAAUCCGUUCAAUUGUUCGAACAUCAGGAGUUAAUGACACACAAUUAUCCGAGUAUGUUUCCAAUACGCCCGUUCUCCCAUUGAAUCAUCCGGCCGAAUUGAAACUCGCCAAGCAUUUGCUGAAGUUAUCCGAUUGUAUCCUGCUCGUGUUGGACUCAUUGAUGCUGCAUCAAGUGUGUGACUAUGUUUAUCAACUGGCUACGCUUUUCCACGACUUCUACAAUGAGUGCUACGUUAUCGAGAAAAAAGGAGACGAGCCCCCUGUUGUUCAUUUCCAUCGUUUAGCUCUCUGCGAAGUUACGGCCAACGUCAUCUCAACUUGUUUCAAGAUUCUCGGAAUCCGUGAAGUACCGAAAAUGUAA
This is a messenger RNA of Caenorhabditis remanei, 2046 nucleotides long. RefSeq lists its product as uncharacterized. Gene Ontology annotation, biological process: arginyl-tRNA aminoacylation. NCBI's taxonomy places the organism in Eukaryota, Metazoa, Nematoda, Chromadorea, Rhabditida, Rhabditidae. Gene Ontology annotation, cellular component: cytoplasm. Gene Ontology annotation, molecular function: arginine-tRNA ligase activity; ATP binding. The record is from RefSeq and is a predicted model, not a curated record. Bases 1 to 2046 code for a protein of 681 amino acids. The transcript has 9 exons.